AUGCAACUUGUUACCAGGUUCUCACUCAAUCUCUUGGGACUUGCUAUGCAGUGCUAUUGGUCAGCCAUUUCAGUCGGACAAGAAACUCAGACUAUUGAGCUUAACGGUGACAUAAUACUGGGAGGACUUUUCCCAAUUCAUCGUCGAAGCAAACAAACCGAAAAUGCGUGUGGCAAUAUCGACCCACAUCCAGGAUUCCAAUACUUAACUGCAAUGCUGUUUGCCAUUGAGGAAAUCAAUAACAAUCCGAACCUCCUCCCAAACAUUACCCUCGGGGCGAAGAUCUACGACACCUGCCGAAGUCAGACGAUUGGUGCCGAUCGCGCUAAAGACAUCAUAAAAUAUACAUUAGUCGACCACAGUCCACCCUUGGCGGGUGUUAUCGGUCCUUUCGUAAGUGAUGUUUCAAUCGCAGUAGCAAAUUUACUGCGUGUGUUUAACAUUCCCCAGGUCAGUUAUGGAUCAACUAGCGCGGAUUUAAGCAACAAGGAGAUUUAUAGUUACUUUUUUCGUACCGUCCCACCUGAUUCCUUUCAGGCUUACGCCAUGGUGGAUGUACUGAAGGAGUAUAAUUGGGAUUACAUAUUCACAGUCAACUCUUAUGGAAAUUACGGACAGAAAGGAAUGGCUGAGUUACGAAAAGCUGCCCAAGCAGCAGAGAUUUGUGUUGCGCAUUCUGCGCAACUCCCAAGUCUGCCUAACAACGACGAUUUUAAAAAAGUGAUCGACGACUUCCUCAGGAAAAGAACGGAAAAUUCCAAGACAGUCAACACUGUUGUGAUAUUCACCACCCAGGCCGACUCGGCUGACUUGCUUCACGCCGCUAAAGAGGCUGGGGCGACGCAGUUUACCUGGGUUGGGAGCAACGGUUGGAGCAAUCGUGUUGACGUCACAGAAGGAAGGGAAGAGGUAGCCGAUGGCUCUUUGACCGUCAAUCACCUGGAGGGAGAAGUCCAGCGAUUCCAUACAUACUUCAGGAAUUUAACACCGAGUGACAACAAGUUUAAUCCCUGGUUUGGAGAGUUUUGGGAAGCAGUUGUGAAGUGCAACAUGCCGGGAAAGGGAGAAAACAAUCCACUGAUGUCGAGAAGUUGUGCAGGUGAAGAAAGGCUGCCUGUUGACAUAGAAAUGGCGCCCGUUCGAGUGGUAAUCAAUGCAGUUUACGCCAUGGCGCACGCUCUACAUAACCUACAACAAGUCUACUGUCUAGGGGUGGCAGGGUUGUGUCAAAACAUGACCAGAAACUUUCAAAGAGAGAAAUUGCUUGAUUUCUUAAGAAAUGCGAGUUUCUCAGACUCGGCGCUAAACUUCAGUAUCCAUUUCAAUCAAAAUCAAGAAAUAGACGGAAUUUACGACAUCAAAAAUUUUCAUAUAGGGACAGGUGGUAAGUGGACUUACUCUAAUGUUGGUAAAUGGCAAGGAAGGCUGAUAGCGGGGAAACAAGUCCGAGGAAAACUGAAAAUAAACGAAUCGGCCAUAGACUGGGGAAGAAACAAAUCUCAUCCUCCUAGUUCCUUUUGUAGCAGGGCCUGCAAUGAUUCCCAAAUUCGCAAACCCAGAAGCCGAGCUCCCAAAUGUUGCUGGGAUUGUAUAAACUGUGAAGCCAAUGACAUCAUCAAAGAUGAAACCUGUCAGUCAUGUCCGCUUGGCUACUCUCCCAGCGACAACUUGUCAGUUUGUAUAAAAAUACCGGUUCUGUAUCCAGAAUGGUCAAGUACGCCCGCGGUAACCAUUGUCAUCUUUGUUGUUUUAGGAGUGCUUAGUGUUAUUGGAACAGCGGUGCCUUACAUCAAGCACAGACGUCACCAUCACAUCAAAGCUGCAGGAAGGGAGUUAAGCGCCAUCGUGUUCAUGGGAAUCAUGCUCUGUUACAUAACACCGCUCACAUUCCUGGGCAAACCGACAGACACGAUAUGCAGCGCACGGCGUUUUCUGGGAAGCGUAUGUUUUACAACGUGCUAUGCUCCUGUGCUCAUGAAAACAAUUCGUAUUUACCGCAUCUUCAAAAGCGCUCAAAGCUCAGUUAACCGGCCUUCACUUACCCGCCCGGGAUCCCAAGUCUUCAUUUCCAUGGGGCUAAUAGCAGUACAGCUGUUACUAACCACACUGUGGUACAUCUCAGAAGUACCCGAGGUCGAAGAGGUGUAUCCCUCUGAAGGGACUGUCAUCUUGCAGUGUGUAGUGAAUGAGUAUUCCUUGAUAGUUCAUAUUUGCUAUAACUCUCUUCUCAUGUUUCUCUGCACUAUCUUUGCGUUUAAAACGAGAAAUUUCCCCAGAAAUUUCAACGAAGCCAAAUACAUCGGCAUCAGUAUGUAUCUAACGUGUUCUGUGUGGAUAAUCUUCAUCCCAAGUUAUCUUAAUGCGUCCAGUUCUUACGUACGAGCUUACUUAACAUCCGGAACUCUCAUUGUGAUCGCAACAAUAACACUGUGUGGACUUUUGGUUCCCAAAGUUAUCAUACUCUUCUCCGCAAAUUGGCUAAACCCUAGUGUUUCUGAAUACAGCACCACAGUUCCAACAUGUAACACAUCAAACCGCAAGCUAAACAGAAGCAUGUGUACGGGCGCACAGUUGCCAAGGAGUAAGUCUUUUGAGAUGAGGACAGCGUCGAACAACGAAGCUUCAUCUCAGUUCCUCACAGUUACAUCAACUGCAACGAGCACGUCAAAUUUACCCAAAAUGACAAUGUCGGUUAUUUCGUAACGUGCUCAUUCGAUGUCUGACGAAUUUAAUAUCGUUGCAGAUGGCCUCUGUCCACCAUGCACGUCAUUGAAGUUCAAACUUUGACUUCAUAAUGUAGCGUCAGAUGCCGGUCAAUUCCAAUGUUGCCUGGUCUGCAGUUACCACCAUUGUACUCCCCGUAAAAAACUGACUCGAGGCCGCCUGUAGCUGACCAAGCUUAUCCAGGAUUUUUCCGCAUCAUGAAGGUGUCUAUGCAACUAUACACUAUCGCCAGU
Messenger RNA from Stylophora pistillata, 2957 nucleotides. Its product is annotated as metabotropic glutamate receptor 2. Gene Ontology annotation, cellular component: membrane. Gene Ontology annotation, molecular function: G protein-coupled receptor activity. The record is from RefSeq and is a predicted model, not a curated record. Gene Ontology annotation, biological process: G protein-coupled receptor signaling pathway. Lineage: Eukaryota; Metazoa; Cnidaria; Anthozoa; Scleractinia; Pocilloporidae.